Molecule: messenger RNA, 958 nt
Organism: Manduca sexta (tobacco hornworm)
Lineage: Eukaryota; Metazoa; Arthropoda; Insecta; Lepidoptera; Sphingidae
Product: rab proteins geranylgeranyltransferase component A 2-like
Exons: 3
Coding region: 264-632 (122 amino acids)
Source: RefSeq, a predicted model, not a curated record
ACAAACUCACGUAAAACAUUAAAAACUUCAGACUAUGCGCGGUGUUCGGCGGCGUGUACUGCCUGAACAGACCGAUCGACAAGGUCGGCACGAAGACCGUCGACGAGGGCAAGACCGUGGUCACCAUCGAGAGCAAGGCGAAGACGCUGAACUGCGACCACCUCGUCAUCGGCAUCAACGAGUGCCCCAAGGAGCUGAUCUCACCAGAGCCCGCGGAGAGCUGCGAUAUAUCCAAAGCCGUGUUUAUAACGAACGGUUCGAUCAUGGCGAGCGAGAAGGAGCCGCUGUCGCUGCUCCGGUUCCCGCCGCUGGCUGAUGAUGAUAAGGCGGUUACUGUGCUCGAGGUCGGACCGGCCACCGGCUCCUGCCCCAAGGGACUAUUCGUGGUGUACUUCAUCGCUAGCAAAUCUAAGGACGCCGAGACCGACCUGAAGCCGUAUGCAGAGAGGAUCUUUGACAUGUCCGGUGGCGACGCUGAAUCCGACAAGCCCAAGUGCCUGUGGUCGCUGUUCUACAACGUGAAGGACACGAAACGCGCCCGUGUCGAGCGUGGUGGAGGGCGUGCACGUCUGCUCCGGACCCGACGCAGGACUCGACUUCGACCGCGCCGUCGAGCAGGUACAGUCUUAUAAACUUGUUUUAGCGUUAAAAGGUGGUUAAGAAUUGCUUAAACAGUUGUCAAAAACACCACCCGUUCCUAGUUUGAACCUACUUAAGAGGCAAGAUGGCGGAGUUUUUAUUACAGCUGAUCGAGUCAAUGUGUGUUUUGAGGUUAUAUGGAAUAUAUUGUAAAGGUGGGGUCUGUGAUUUUUAUCAAAAAUUGAUUUCGAUAAUUAAGUAUAAUUUGCUCCGAUAUAAAGAUCGUUAUGUGCUGCUUGGUAAUUUAUUUAUCAUUUUUGUUGUUGUAGUCCAAGUUUUUGAGUAAGAAGAAGUUAAACAUUGUUAACUCUGUCUCUCG